This is a messenger RNA of Daucus carota subsp. sativus, 1143 nucleotides long. Its product is annotated as putative pentatricopeptide repeat-containing protein At1g12700, mitochondrial. The record is from RefSeq and is a predicted model, not a curated record. Gene Ontology annotation, molecular function: protein binding. Lineage: Eukaryota; Viridiplantae; Streptophyta; Magnoliopsida; Apiales; Apiaceae. The coding region runs from base 100 to 1128 and encodes 342 amino acids. The transcript has a single exon.
GAAUAAACAUGCAUUGGAGAGCUCUCUCGGAGGAGAACAUAAUCCAAGCAUAACCCGCCAUGAGCACGUAGCCGAGCCUCACUCAAAUUGGUGCUCAAAAUGACAACCUUUAAUACCAUCAUCAAUUCUUCUUGUCACUUGAAUACCCUUGAUUAUGCCUUUUCGUUGCUUGCUGGAAUCAUCAAGAGUGGUUGGUUGCCCGAUGUCUAUACCUACAACACUCUCAUCAAGGGCCUUCUGUCUCGAGACAGGCCUUUGGAGGCUGAGCAUCUGUUUAGGAAGCUUAUCAGAUUUCGAGAAAUUCAGCCCGAUGUAGUUAUGUAUAACACCAUCAUUGAUGGUCUCUGCAAAACUUCAAAUACUUCCAUGGCUCUCAAGUUAUUAAGAAACAUGGAGGAGAUAGGAUGCAGACCCGAUACUGUAACUUAUACCUCGAUUAUUGAUUCUUUGUGCAAAGAGAGACGAGUCGAUCAUGCAUUGGAUCUUCUGUCUGUAAUGACCCACAAAGGCAUAUCACCAAAUGUUAUAACCUAUAACAGCUUACUUCAAGGUCUUUGCAGCUCAGGCCGAUGGGAGGACAUUGAGCGGUUGUUAAGUGAGAUGGGUGUUAGCAAGAUCCCUCAUGAUUUGCACACCUACAAUAUAUUAGUUGAUGCAUACUGCAAAGAAGGGAGGACAAAAGAUGCUCAAGAUGUUAUUGAAAUUAUGAUCGAGAAAAGUGUAACUCCUGAUGUAAUCACCUACAACACACUAAUGGAUGGAUUUUGUUUAACAGGCAAAAUGGACAGGGCAUUAGAGGUGCUGAAUACCAUGAGGAGUAACGGGAUAGCGCCAGAUUGUUAUAGCUUUAGCAUUCUGAUAAAUGGCUAUUGUAAGAGGCAGGUAGUAGACAAAGCCAUCAGUCUCCUCAGACAAAUGUCUGCUGAAGGUCUGGAGCCUGUAGUUGAAACCUACAAUACACUGAUGCAUGGUCUCUUUCAGAUGGGUAGACAUGCUGAGGUGCACAACCUUUUCCAUGAAAUGCUAAAACAAGGUAAUAAACCAGAUAUCGUAACAUGUCGAAUUCUGUUGGAUGGCCUUUGCAAGAACCGAUACAUGGAUGAAGCAAUUUCCUUUGUAAAGGAAUGACGGAAUUCUGUUGGA